AUGAAACAGGAACACUCACCAUCACCAACCCCUGAAAGAGCUGUGUAUGGUUUUGUGCUUUACCUGGCAUCUUUUGUUGGGUUUGGACUGUACAUUGUGUGGGCCUAUGUUCCAGAGUCUUGGUUACAUUCUGUUGGUUUAACGUACUGGCCGCAAAAGUAUUGGGCGGUUGCUUUGCCUGUUUACUUCUGUGUAGUCAUUGUUUUGGGUUUCAUGGUAUAUGCAGGAAUUGUCCUGUUAAAUAUGCCAUCCCUUUCAGAUGCCAGGAUAAUAACAGAUCACUAUGCUGUAUAUGAAGGGCCAGCCACCUCUGAUCCUAAUGCUAUACCACCACUGAGGGACUUACAUAUAUCUAGUGUCAACAGAAUGCUUUAUUUGAAUGAUGCUCACACAUCCUGA
This is a messenger RNA of Candidula unifasciata, 399 nucleotides long. NCBI's taxonomy places the organism in Eukaryota, Metazoa, Mollusca, Gastropoda, Stylommatophora, Geomitridae. The record is from the annotation of a GenBank genome assembly.